Molecule: messenger RNA, 603 nt
Organism: Nerophis lumbriciformis (worm pipefish)
Lineage: Eukaryota; Metazoa; Chordata; Actinopteri; Syngnathiformes; Syngnathidae
Gene: rps16
Product: ribosomal protein S16
Biological process (GO): maturation of SSU-rRNA from tricistronic rRNA transcript (SSU-rRNA, 5.8S rRNA, LSU-rRNA); translation
Cellular component (GO): ribosome; cytosolic small ribosomal subunit
Molecular function (GO): structural constituent of ribosome; RNA binding
Source: RefSeq, a predicted model, not a curated record
CAGCAGCCGUCGCAAACGAUGCCGUAAAGCAGGUAAAAUAGUCGCGCAGCAGCCCCUGAUGUUCUGCCUGAGAAGCCCCGUCGGUCUCUCCGUACGGCACCCGAGCUGAAUACGAAACAUGCCGCCAAAAGGUCCCCUGCAGUCUGUCCAGGUUUUCGGACGUAAAAAAACUGCCACAGCAGUCGCCCACUGCAAGAGAGGCAAUGGCUUGAUUAAAGUCAACGGCAGACCCCUAGAGAUGGUGGAGCCUGCUACCCUGCAGUACAAGCUGCUGGAGCCUGUGCUGCUACUGGGCAAGGAACGUUUUGCUGGAGUUGACAUCAGAGUCCGAGUGAAGGGAGGUGGACAUGUCGCACAGGUUUAUGCCAUCAGACAGUCCAUCUCCAAAGCACUGGUGGCGUACUACCAGAAGUAUGUGGACGAGGCCUCCAAGAAGGAGAUCAAGGACAUCCUGAUCCAGUACGACAGGACCCUGCUGGUUGCCGACCCACGUCGCUGCGAGUCCAAGAAAUUCGGUGGACCUGGAGCCCGCGCCCGCUACCAGAAAUCCUACCGUUAAUCGCAGUGUACAUUUUCAAAAUAAAGGAGGAACAAAACAUCUCA